This is a messenger RNA of Dermatophagoides farinae (American house dust mite), 2478 nucleotides long. RefSeq lists its product as uncharacterized. Lineage: Eukaryota; Metazoa; Arthropoda; Arachnida; Sarcoptiformes; Pyroglyphidae. The record is from RefSeq and is a predicted model, not a curated record.
CAUCAUCAACAACAACAACAACAAUCAAUAGAAUUUUUAUUAUUUAAAGAACCACAAACAUUGAUUGAUUUGUCAGCAAUUCCACGUUUAGGUUUUAUUAUAUCAAAAUUUGAACAGUAUUUUCGGCCAAAUUCAUUGCUUAUUAAUGCUAAUGGUGAUAAUAAUAAUAAUAAUGAUGGUGUUGUUUUGGGCAUACAACAACAACAACAGCAGCAGCAAUUAAAAUUGAAUAAUCAAAAUGUUCUUUAUCUACAACAGAUAAAUGUAUUGAUUGAAUUUAUUGAAAAUAAUAAUCUAUUACGUAUUAAAUUGGAGAAUAAUGAUCUGGAAACAACAACAACAACAACAACCAUCAUACAACAACAACAACAAUCAUCACAACAUGUACAGAUGUUAAUAUUACUUAUACGUGAUUGGAUGUUGCAAUUUUAUUUGGAUAAAAGUUUUAUCUAUGAAUUAUUUCCAUCGACAACAACAAACGAGGGAACGACAUUUUCAUUGGUCAAUAUCAAAGAGAAUAAUGUAUUUUUAAUAUCAUUAUUAAUAUUCAAUGUUUUAUAUAAGCUACGAAAUUCAUUCGCCGAUUAUCAAUUAUUAUUGGAAUUUUCGUGGAUCUGUUUCACCGAUCUAGAGCCAUAUAUUAAUGUGGCUAAUUUAGAUAAUGAAUAUAUUUAUAGUAUGUUGCAAUCAUCAUUAUUGAAUGCAAGAAUCGAAGAGGAACAAGAAACCCAAUUAAAUACACAGCUUUAUAGACAGAUUGAAACAAUGAAUCAAAAGAUUGUCGAAUCAAAAAAACGACUACUUAGUAUUGAAUUACAGAAUAAUAAUCAAUGUUUAAAACAAUCGAUUCAAUCAUCAUCAUCAGGAAAAAUUCAUCAAAUGAAUAAAACAUCAUCAUCUUCAAUGAAAAUGCAUCAAUCGAAUGAAUCAACAUUAUCAUCUACGAAACAAUAUUUAACAAAUACAACAAGAUCACAUCCAAAUCAUCAUCAACAACAACAACAGCAUCAGCAAUCAUCAUUGGCUAAUCUAUCACAUCAAUCAUCAAAAAUUUUUCCAUCAAUUGGACAAUUUAAUGUAGAUCAUCUUCAACAACAACACCAUCAACAGCAUGGUCAUCAUCAGCAGCAGCAACAUCAACAUCAAAUUCAUAACAUUUCACAACAUCAACAGCAAUCAACAAAAUCUCCGAAUGAUUUAAAACGAAUGGAACGGCCAUAUAAAUGUGAAACAUGUUUAAAAACAUUUCCAACAAGCUAUAAAUUGAAUCGCCAUAAUUAUUCACAUUCCGGUGAAAGGCCAUACAUGUGUCAAUGGCCUAAUUGUGAUAAACGUUUUAAUGAUAAUUAUCAUCUACGGCGACAUAUGAAUACACAUACCGGUGAAAAACCAUAUCCAUGUAAUUAUCCGGGAUGUCCAAAACGUUAUUCACGUUCAGAAGAUUUACGUAAUCAUCAAAAAACACAUAAUAAUAACAAUAUUAAUAUUAAUAAUAAUAAUUAUAAUAGUGGCAAUAAUAAUUCGCAACAGCUACAACAAACUUCGAGUACAAUAUCAUCAACAUCUUCAUCGUCAUCAAAUAAUAAUAAUAAUAGUCGAUCAUCAUCGAAUAAACUAAAUGGCCAACAAAAUAUUGGUACAAAUCUUAGUCAGAAUCAAAGUCAUCAUCAUCAACAGCAGCAACAACAAUCUGGAAGUAAUGGUCAACAGCAGAAUUUAGUUCUCGUUCAACAACAACAACAGAUAAUAUCACAAACACAAUCUUCGGCUAAAUCACCAUCAAAUCAUUCACAUCAGCAUCCUCAACAACAGCAACAUGGCCAUCGAAUGAAUCAAUCGAUUACUGAUCCACAAUUAUUACAGAAUCAAUUGAAUCAAUUACAGCGACAGAUACAACAGCAACAACAAAAUUAUUCACAACAGACAGCGGCAGCAGCUGUUGUAGCUGCUACUGCUGCAGCAAAUUUAGCCGCACAACAACAACAUGUUUCCGGUAGUGGUAACAAUUCCAACAAUGGUAGUUCCCAUAAUAAUGGUGGCAACGGAAAUGGUGAUAAUGAUUCAAUUGUUGUACAACAAGCACAAACUGCUGCCCAAACAAUGAUUAUGGAGGCGAGCAAUCAACAACAACAAUUAUCAUCACCACAACAAUCGGCAGCUAAUAAUAAUCCAAAUACGCAACAACAACAGGCAAAUAAUCCAAAUCAAACGCAAAAUUCUGCAUCCAAUCAAUUGCAACAACAUUUGACUGAAAAUUAUUUCUAAAAUCCACUGCAUUGUUGAAUGAUCUUCAAAUUUGAUUCUCAUUUUUUUUAAACUUUCAUUCGAUCGUUCGUUCAUUCUCGACAUUUUUGAUUCCUUUGAUCAUCUAAUUUUCAAUAUAUUAAUUUAGUUUAUUUCAUUAAUCUAAAUAGAUUCUUUAAUUACUUGUGAAAUUAAACGAAACUGAUGAUUAAUAAAUUUUUUUUCAUUUUGCAA